Messenger RNA from Sclerotinia sclerotiorum 1980 UF-70, 831 nucleotides. RefSeq lists its product as hypothetical. Bases 1 to 831 code for a protein of 276 amino acids. Gene Ontology annotation, biological process: proteasome-mediated ubiquitin-dependent protein catabolic process. Gene Ontology annotation, cellular component: proteasome regulatory particle; cytosol; nucleus. The transcript has 2 exons. Lineage: Eukaryota; Fungi; Ascomycota; Leotiomycetes; Helotiales; Sclerotiniaceae. The record is from RefSeq and is a predicted model, not a curated record.
AUGUCAGAACGCGAUCUUCAAACAAUUCUCCAGAAACUCAAAUCCCCAUCAACAUCCUACCAAGAGAGCUCAUCACUCCUCUCCAAAGCUAAACUCACACUUCUCAAAUUAAAUGCCUUGACUCCUCAAGCAUCAACCCCAUCGUCUAUAUUAUCUCUUGCUCGCGAAGUCUUCGAAACGGGUGCCUUGGUUUCUAUUCGUGCAAAAGAUCCAGCUGCUUUCACACGUUAUGUUCAUCAAUUAACCCCAUACUACGAGCUACCAGCCGACAACUUCAGCGCUAAGAGUUCGGGAGAGAAGAACAAGAUUACGGGAUUAUACCUUUUGUUGUUGUUGACGCAGGGAGAUUAUGCGGGCUUUCAUACGGAAUUGGAGGGGUUGGAGCUGAGGGGUGAGAAUGGUGGGAAGAAGGUUGAGGAGGAUAAAUAUUUGGGAUAUCCGAUUAAGUUGGAGAGAUGGUUGAUGGAAGGUAGUUAUGAUUUGGUUUGGAGGGCGAUGGAGGGCGGUAAAGUGCCCAGUGAGGAGUAUGGAGUUUUCAGUGAGAUCUUGAUCAACCAAAUUCGCUCUGAAAUUGCCUCAUCAUCCGAAACAGCAUACCCAUCCAUACCCAUCUCAUCUACAAAGAAUCUCCUCUUCUUACCAUCAGAAGGAGCAGUAAUACAAUUUGCGCAACAUAGAGGAUGGCUGAUUGAAGAUGGCCGGAUAUACUUCCCUAAUCAAAAGUUAAAGGGUGGUGUGGAGGCUGGAGAGGUAGCCGAGGAGAAGGAAGUUAGUAUGACAGCAAUUGAGAAUACGCUUGGUUAUGCUAGGGAGUUGGAGACGAUCGUAUAA